This is a messenger RNA of Xyrauchen texanus (razorback sucker), 4490 nucleotides long. RefSeq names its product seizure protein 6 homolog. Lineage: Eukaryota; Metazoa; Chordata; Actinopteri; Cypriniformes; Catostomidae. Bases 433 to 3144 code for a protein of 903 amino acids. The transcript has 20 exons. Gene Ontology annotation, biological process: synapse maturation. The record is from RefSeq and is a predicted model, not a curated record. Gene Ontology annotation, cellular component: neuronal cell body; endoplasmic reticulum.
CGCGUCAAGCAUACGUAUGGGAGCUGGUAUCUGUGUCUGUUUCACUCAUCUGCAAGCCUGCCUUUAGGCCUAAGCGGACUUGAAAACGAAUAAAAGUAGGCUACUUAACUAAGAACGGGUUCAACUGAUUGUUUUCAGUGGAUUGGGUGUGAAUAGAUCAUGCAUAUUUUACAUCAAGUAGGCCCAGAGCGCGUGCAAACGAUUAUUUGAAAGCCGUUUGACGCGCAGCGCCAGUUGUGGUAUUUUGGAAGGGGGUGGAGUGAGAAACGGAGCGUCGCGCCUGAAACGCAGCAUCAAGAACGAGGCUUAAAGAAAAAGAAAAACACUAAAUAUUCAAAGAAUUUCCCGGAGAAGGGAAGAACCCUUCAGGAUUUGUUUAGACGAAUAUAAAACAGAGACUGCGUAUUGCCGACUGUCCUCUCAUUUUAAAUAAUGGAAUCCACAGUUCUUGCUGUGACACUGUGUGCCACACUGCUGCGCUUGGCUUCAGGUGCAUCUUUAGUGACGUCAGAAACUGAGGCUCCACCCACCAUGACCGCUAGUCCCCGCCCCUUGGGAGAACUCAUCCAUGCUGCACUUCUGAGUAAGGAGUACCUUGGACACACCCCUGGGAGCAGAGGUACAACCACCAACCCGACCCAGGCUGUCCCGUAUGCCAGAGAAUCAGAACCCUCGACAGUGAUGUCACCAGGCAUCCUCACUACCGCAGUGACCUCAUCUGCUGCACCUCAAUCUGGCCAAUCAGGUUUUGGGAGUGGUGUGACAUCACCACCAGCUGAAGAAGAGACCACAACCACUCUAAUUACUACAACAACAAUUACAACAGUCCACACACCAGUGCAAUGUAAUGCCAGCCUGUCAGGAUUGGAGGGAAUAGUUGAGUCUCCUGAUCCUCUCUCCUCCUCAUCUUCCUUUUCCCCACUGGAGUGCACCUAUAGCAUCACUGUUUAUCCUGGAUACGGUGUUGAGAUACAGGUGAAGAAGGUAAACUUGUCCAAAGAGGAGUCACUUACCAUUCAGGAGAUGGGUGGGGCAGUUCCAGAGCUUUUGGCCAAUGAGACUCUGAUGAGAGAAGGUCAGGUGAUUCGUAGUUCAACCAAUCAAGUGCAUAUUCACUAUAAGAGCCUGAAGCGAGCAAAUCAUGGGGUGUUCAGCUUUCGCUAUCAAGCGUUCCUUCUGUCCUGCUCAUUUCCCCUCUCCCCUGAGGGUGGUGGAGUGACUGUAACUGAUAUUCACCCUGGCGGUCAGGCUCACUUCCAUUGUGAUCCAGGAUUUGAAGUCAGAGGUCACGAAGAUGCAACCUGUUUGAACUCCACUCGACCCAGAUGGAGCACCCCAGAACCCCAGUGUGUGGUUGUGUCUUGUGGUGGAUGGAUCAGAAAUGCCACUGUGGGCCGCAUCCUCUCUCCAACCCUCCCAUCUGCAAGUAACCAUAGCACUGGCAGUAACCUGAGCUGCCAUUGGCUGCUGGAGGCCAAGGAAGGCCACAGGCUCCACCUCCACUUUGAGAGGGUGGCUCUUGAUGAAGACAAUGAUAAGUUGAUAGUGCGCAGUGGGAAUAGCUCUACUGCUCCUCUUCUUUUCGACUCAGAUCUGGAUGAUGUUCCAGAGCGAGGCUUCGUAAGUGAGGGAAUGUCUCUUUAUGUAGAGCUCACCGCAGACUCCUCCUCCAUUCCUCUGCUGCUGGCAUUCCGCUACGAGGCCUUUGAUGGAGAACAUUGUUAUGAACCUUACCUGCCUCAUGGGAAUUUCACCAGCAGUGACAUCACCUUCCCACUGGGUACCAUAGUAACCUUGUCGUGCUCUCCUGGAUUUGUUAUGGAGCAGGGGUCUGGAGUUAUGGAGUGUGUGGACCCCAGUGAACCUCACUGGAAUGAGAGUGAGCCAGUCUGCAGAGCGCUGUGCGGCGGGGAGCUGACAGACCCAGUGGGAACAGUGUUGUCUCCUGAUUGGCCACAGAGCUACUCUAAGGGGCAGGACUGCGUAUGGCAAAUACAUGUCAGCGAGGACAAGCGAGUUGAGCUGGAUGUACAAAUCUUGAACAUCCGCCAUAAUGAUGUUCUCACCAUAUUUGAUGGCCAUGAUCUGAUGUCACAUGUGAUUGGACAGUACCUGGGCUCAAGAGAGAGGUUCAGGGUCAUAUCUGGGGGUUCUGAGGUCACCAUUCAGUUUCAAAGCGAUCCUGAUGACUCUACAUUUAUCCUUAGCCAAGGAUUCCUUAUCCAUUACCGAGAGUUGGAACGCAAUGACACAUGUCCUGCCCUCCCUCCUAUUGAGUUUGGCUGGAGCAGCUCCUCCCACACAUCUCUGGUCAGAGGCAGUGUGCUAACCUAUCAGUGUCAACCUGGUUAUGACAUUGUUGGCUCUGACAUCAUCACCUGCCAAUGGGAUCUCUCCUGGAGCAACAACCCACCCACCUGUGUGAAAAUCCAGCAGUGCCCUGAUCCAGGAGAGGUGGUCAAUGGAGCUCGCUCAGUACAUCCCGAGUCUGGUUUCGCUGUAGGAACGGUUGUACGCUUCACCUGUAACCAAGGAUAUCAGCUAGAAGGCCCGAGCCAGAUUUCCUGCCAUGGCAGAGACACUGGCAUGCCCAAAUGGAGUGACCGUAGCCCCAAAUGUGUCUUGAAGUAUGAUCCAUGCCCAAACCCGGGUGUGCCAGACAAUGGCUACCAGACUCUUUAUAAGCACAGUUACCAGGCAGGUGAGACUCUGCGCUUCUUCUGCUACGAGGGCUAUGAACUCAUUGGGGAAGUCAUCAUCAACUGUGUCCCAGGACACCCCUCUCAGUGGAACAGCCCACCACCAUUCUGUAAAGUGGUCUAUGAAGGGCUACUGGAUGAUCAUAAACUGGAGGUGUCUCAGUCAUUAGAGGCCUCUCAUCAAAUGCUGAGUGAGAACGUUGCAUUGGCUAUUAUCCUGCCAAUCAUUUUGGUCAUCCUUCUGAUUGGUGGGAUCUACAUGUACUACACCAAGAGUACACUAGCAUGCAGAUGGCCACAAAGUGUGUGUAGGUGGCAGUGGAAACCGAUGUUCUGGAAGUCUCUAUCUCACACCCACUCUUACAGUCCCAUUACAGUGGAGUCUGACUUUAACAACCCUCUCUAUGAGGCAGGGGACACACGAGAAUAUGAGGUGUCCAUCUGAGGCUGGAGUCUUCUAAUGUAUUCAAAUUAUGGAUGAAUGGAAAAGAGAAGAAAAGAAGGGAUACUGUUAUUUUUCUCUACGCAAGACAUUCAUUGGUUUUAUUAAAUUAAUUCCAACACUCACAUCCCACUCUACAUAGUCUCGCUCUCUCCUCCCUAUCUAUUGAUUUACUAAUAAUUUGUUUGAAAUGGGUGUUUGUUGCUUUUUUUAUGUGUGCCUGUGUAGCAUGUUUGUGGGUUGAUGAAUGAGUGUAUAUUAUUGGCUGUAUAUGUGAAUCAGAAAAAUGAAUUGGUGAAAGUAAUAACAACAUUGUUUUGAGUUCAUACAUCUGCAUAUGUUUGCAUGGAUGUGUGUGUGCCUAUGAAUGUAUAACAACAGUAUUAUAUUCACAGUCAAACAUGUUUUCUAACCAGGCAUGUUUGGUGCCUUAAGGACUGUAAAAUGGUCAAGGAGAGAAAGACAAGAAAGAGAAGACUGGGAGGGAAAAGUCUGGUUUUGCUGUAAGAAUUUUGAGAGGGAAAAGUGUGUGUGUGUGUGUGUGUGUGUGUGUGUGUGUGUGUGUGUGUGUGUGUGUGUGUGUGUGUGUAGAGAGAGAGAGAGACUUUCACAUAGGGAGUAAAGGGAGACAGUACACAAAAGUAUAUUAUCUGAUAUACAUAAACUAUAUGCUCAUGUUCACAUAUUUGUAUACAGACACAUGCAUACACACACAUGAUCACACAAACAUAUUGAAUGUAAAUAUUUUGAUUAAAUAUUGAAGCUUCUGUAUACAAAACUGAUUGAGUGCCAAAAUACAUCCCAUAAUGUGACAUCACUUCAUGUUUCACUGAUUGCCAUAGUAUUAUUAUGUAAUAAUGAGGACAAUGCCAGCAUUUCAUAUUGUUCUUUGCUGUUUCUUAAGAAUAUAUUUCUGCUUGAUGUUGAAUGACCAUGUUUCAGAGGAGCGGAAUGUCCUCUCGCUUACGGCACGCAACGAUUGUAUAUUUUACUGCUUCAGCUUAGAAUUCAUGAUCAAUUAUACUUACUGUCAUUGUUAUCAGAGUUGAUGUUGUUGCAUAUGCACUGUCGAAAAAAAUAUAUACAGAAAAAAAAAACUGCUUGCUGUGAUGCAGUAAUCGGAUUGAAAUGCUUUUUAUAAAUUGCCUUUUUUCAUUUAUCUCAUAGUUUCUUGUUAAUGCAGUGAGUUUCGUCUUUUCCACUGUGCCAUUACCAAAGCCCAUGUUGUGGAGGGCUUUGUCGCAUUCUAGUAUUACUUGAUUGUUAUUUAUUUAUCAACAUUAUAUACUUGUUAUGAAGACAUUAUUUAUUUGCUGAGAUUUACUAUUAAAUAAAAGUCUCUGUUGGAU